AUGGCCUCUGCUGAGCCCAACGUCGAUUAUUACGCCGUUCUCGCGGUAUCAAAUGAUGCUACCAUUGAAGAUGUGACUAAGAGCUAUCGAAAGCUGGCAAAGAUUCGGCAUCCAGAUAAAAACCUUAACGACGAUUCGACAGCUGUGUUCCAGCUUCUCCAAAACGCGUAUGAGACAAUAAGAGACCCCACGAAACGACGAGAAUACGAUCUAAGAUGGUCAGGCAUUAGAGAUAGUCUACGGGCAAAGCAGGAGUCAGAUUGGCGCCAAGCUGAAGCCGCACAGGCAGAAAAAAAGAGGGCAACUGAAGCGAGGGCGAAAGAGCAGAAAGAAGAUAUUGCACGGCAGGAACGCCUUCGACGUUUGGAACAAUUCAGGUGGAAAUACGACGAUGAGAUCUUCGAAUUAUCUCGGGCGAUCAGAAAGCUUGUAGCAGACUUGAAGCGUCUUCAGGACCAGGACGUUGAGAAUUCAAGAAAGGAGAGGGAGCGAAAUGGUUGGUGGGCAUACCUAGCUUCGCCUAUUUUAGGCAAAGAGAAAGAAACAGACGAGCAGAAACAAGCACGGGAAAAGACACGUCUACAUAGACUAGCCAGUAACAGCAUCAAAGGAAACGAGUUGAAGGAGAAGGAGGCCAGACUCCAAAGGCUGCAAGAUGCGCUGCAGAAUGUGAACGACAAGAUUGCGGCCGAGAAGAAGAAGGCGGAAGAUGAGAAGAGAAAAGUGGAAGACGAGGCGAGAGCACGUAGACUGAGGAUGGAGCAAGAAGCAAGGGAUCGGGCAAUGCAUGAGAUAAUGCGAAAGUUUGGCCAAAGCCCAGAAAGAACGGGCCGAAUGGGCGGCGAAAGAAGCCCGCGAAGCUCAAGCGGCACGAGAGACACAAGAGGCACAAGAUCGUGCACGGAUGGCGGCGGCGGCGGCGGAGAGACGCCGUAG
Letharia columbiana is the source of this 936-nucleotide messenger RNA. RefSeq lists its product as uncharacterized. Gene Ontology annotation, biological process: protein refolding. Gene Ontology annotation, cellular component: cytoplasm. The record is from RefSeq and is a predicted model, not a curated record. NCBI's taxonomy places the organism in Eukaryota, Fungi, Ascomycota, Lecanoromycetes, Lecanorales, Parmeliaceae. Bases 1 to 936 code for a protein of 311 amino acids. The transcript has 2 exons.